AUUCUCGACGCACGCAUCUCUUUUUGAGAAGAUAUGAUCCCAUUUGUGAUGAUUCUGACAAGUUGUGAGGAAGAGUGAAGUACAAAGAUCGAAGGAAGAAGUAACACCAAGGGUCUACAGGAGGCUCCACAUUACAUCAACCCCGCAAACCCUGCAUUUCUUUCGCACAAAACUUACACUAGCGGCAUAAACUUUCUAAGAGCGCAGACAACACUGGAGAACUGCACUUUUGACAACAUAUUCCUCAAAUACCAAUCGGAACUUACACCUGGAAAGAGCUAGAGAUAAAUCAAGCAACAUGGCGCGCGACGACUCAGACUCAGAUUCCGGAAGCUCAGUGGGGAGCAUCGUCGAAGAGAGAAGCGAGGCUGAUGAGACAACCUUCAAGUGCUUGUUUUGCGACCAGCAAUUUGCGCGCGUCCCAGAGAUGUCGUCGCAUUGCACAUCAGAGCACGGUUUUGACCUGAACGAGACAGUCAAAAGUCUCGGUUCAAAGGCGGAUGAGAUCGAUAUCAUUAAGUUGGUGAACUGCCUAAGGUCAGAAGCGCAGAAAGGAACGGAUCCCAAGAGCAUCAAAAUCACUUUGGAGGACUUGAGUGACAAGUACCUCCAACCAGUACUCGAGGAUGACGCACUACUUUUCGAACUUGGAGACCUCAUGCCAGACAACGAUACCAAUGCCGUGGACUAUGAAGAAUUCGAAGCAAAGCUCCAGAAAGACAUACCGGAGGACUUCUCGAGGUUACAAGUCACCAGCGACCGAGAUGAGGAUUACUUCGAAUCGUACAAGGGCAACAGCAUUCACCGUGAGAUGAUCGAGGACCGUGUACGAACAGAGGGCUACCGGGAUUUCAUCGAGAAGAACCUCGACGUCUUCAAAGACAAGGUUGUUCUUGAUGUGGGCUGCGGUACAGGUAUCCUCUCCCUCUUCUGCGCACGCGCAGGCGCAAAGAAAGUCUUCGCAGUCGACAACUCUCAAAUUGCUGUGCGCGCAAAGGAAAACGUUGAGAAGAACGGGUACGCAGACCGUAUCCAAGUGAUCCAGGGCCGCAUCGAGGACUUCAAUACACAGCGCCAGAUCGGCAAGGAGAAAGUCGACAUCAUCAUUUCCGAAUGGAUGGGCUACGGCCUCCUGUUCGAGGGCAUGCUUGACUCUGUACUCCGCGCUCGAGAUAUGUACCUCAAGGAAGACGGCCUCCUGGUGCCCAGUCACUGCAACAUCCGCCUCGCGCCCAUUGCAGACGCGGACUGGAUCGCAGACGCCACAGGUGCGAAGUUCUGGAAAGACGUGUAUGGCUUCGACUUCUCGUCCAUGAUCCCCGGCGGCCUACUCAACCACCGCGAAAUCGGCGUUUUCGACGUUCCACCUACAGCGCUCUGCGGCUCUGCAAAUGCGCACCUGCUGGAAAUGAAGACUGCAUCUAUCGGCGAUCUGAGCUUCAAGAUCCCAUUGCGCAUGACACUCGACCGCGAUGUCGAGUCUCUCCAAGCCAUCGCCAUCUGGUUUGACACUGUAUUCGUUCACCCCGGCAGCUCACAGGACAUCAAGACAAUCGACGAUGUGGACUGGCAGAAGAACGGCAUCCCGGGUCUCGGCUUCUCGACUGGACCUGCGAAUACGCCUACGCAUUGGCAUCAGGCUGUGUUGCUGUUGGAUGAUGAUGUCGCACAGACGCAAAAGUUUAAGAAGGGCAAGAUUUUGGAGGGAACGCUGCAGUAUGCGAAGGAGAAGGGUGAUGACAGGGGGAUUACUGUUACUGUGGAGUGGAAGGGGAAGGGGGAGAGUGGGGAGGUGCAGGGCAGGGUUGUGAGGUCCAUGGCAUAGAUCUACUAGCACCGUCAUGAAAGUCACGACAUACAGAGACGACUAGAAAGUUAGGCUUUAGAAGCCCACACGAAAUUCAAAAUUCAGGUUCACGUUGGAAAGAACUACCGUUCAUGCACAAGGAAGAUGAAGUGACGACACAAGUGGGGCCAGUGCGCGUGAGCUUGAACACCACCAGCCGUCGCGUAUCGACGACCUACAGAACCCCCACGUCGACGCGUAACAUCACCUGACUCUCGACAGCACCUCUUCUGCUGCCUGAAGCUACGCGAGACGAUGCGGCACCGGUAGCA
Messenger RNA from Macroventuria anomochaeta, 2118 nucleotides. Its product is annotated as histone-arginine methyltransferase CARM1. Gene Ontology annotation, biological process: peptidyl-arginine methylation. NCBI's taxonomy places the organism in Eukaryota, Fungi, Ascomycota, Dothideomycetes, Pleosporales, Didymellaceae. The transcript is spliced from 2 exons. Gene Ontology annotation, cellular component: nucleus. Gene Ontology annotation, molecular function: protein-arginine N-methyltransferase activity. The coding region runs from base 299 to 1825 and encodes 508 amino acids. The record is from RefSeq and is a predicted model, not a curated record.